AUGAAAGAGGCUGAAUCAGAGGUUGAAUUUGGUGCUUCAAUUUUAAUUGGCAGUGAGGAUUACUGUAGAACUUGUGUUAAUGGAUUACCAGUAACACCAUCUUCUAUAAGAUUACUUGGUAGAUUUCAAAAAUUGUUAACAAUUAAACACAACAAUUUAUGCCAAUAUAUUGAAUUAAUUAGGUCUCAAAAUUCUGUUAAUAUUGUUUUUGUCAUUUCUGAACAUUACUCAAAAGUAUUACCAUGGGAAGAAUUAGAUGAAAAUUUGAUAAUACCAAUGAUGAUACAACUUAUUAAUUCAACAGAUAAUGUCCUUAUCACUCCAUCAAAAAAUUUUGACUUGACAGUUAAACUUUGCCAAUAUGGUUUAAAUUAUAUAACAGGAAAUGGAAAAGAUAUUAAUUAUUUGAUUUGUGAUGCAUAUUUUUUAUCACCAGAAAGAAUUGUAAAAAUGAUACCUGGUAAUUAUAAAUCACCAGCAACAAAAAAAUCAGAUAUUUGGUCUUUGGGAAUUAUAAUGAUAGAAUUUUUUAUUAAAAUACCACUUCGCAAUCUAUGGUCACUUCAACAGUACACUUCUAUUCUUCAUACAUUUUGUCAAAAAUCUCAAAAAAAAUCAAAUAGCUUUUUAAGUUAUUUAAUACAAGCAAUUAAAAUUGCUAUGCCAACACUUUCAAUAAAUAUUGAUGAUAAAGUAAUGAAAAUAAUUGAGAAAUGUCUUGAAUUUUUACCAAGUAUGAGACCAACUGCUGAAACAAUAUAUAAUGAAAUAAAAAAUAUUACUAAAAAUGAUAAUGAUGAUGAAAAUAAUUUAGAAUUUAAAAAUCAUAUAAAAGAAGUUACCAAAAUAUUAGAUUCACAAAAUUUAGAAGGUCUUAAAGUUUAUAGACCAUUAAAUGAAUUAUUUUUUUUAUGGAAAUUAUGUGGUAGUAAUAUUGAAAGUAUAUUAAAACCUAUUGAACAAAAAUUUGCAAGAGUUAUUAUUGAUGAAUAUAAUGUAUGUGGAAAAAAUUUAGAAAAUUCAUUAAGAACAUCAUUUAAAUUAAUUAUUUUACCAAGUAGUAAUUUAAAAAGUCGUUUAAAAAAAUUAAAUAUAGAUGAAAUUAAUAAUUAUAGUAGUGAUCAAGCUGAAACACCCAAUAAAUAUGUUGAAUACAUUGGACAAACAUUAAUUGUUAAAGAAAGAAAUAUUGAAUAUCAAUCAUAUCGUAUGAGAUUAAUGAGAGAUUUAUUAUUGGCAUAUCCAUUUACAUUAGAAAUACUUAAAACUGAAUGUAAAAAAGAUAUUCCACCUGUUUAUCGUGGACAAUUAUGGGCUGCAUUAUUAGAUGUACAUGAUGAUAUUAAAAUUGAUUUUGAUCAAUUAGAUACUUUUACUGAACAACCAUCUGAUCGUCAACUUAUGGUAGAUAUACCAAGAUGUCAUCAAUACGAAGAAUUAAUGACAUCACCAGUAGCAAAUAAUCAGUUAAAAAAACUUCUUAAAGCAUGGCUUUUAGCAAACCCUGAAUAUGUCUAUUGGCAAGGAUUGGACUCUUUAGCAGCACCAUUUUUGGUACAUCAUUUUAAUAAUCUACCAAAAGCUUUUGGUUGUUUACAAAAUUUUAUUCAAAGAUAUCUUAAAAAUUUUUUUCUUAAAGAUAAUUCUCAUAUAAUUCAAGAAUAUUUGGCAAUUUUUACACAAUUAUUAGCAUUUAUUGAUUCUGAAUUAUAUUACCACUUAAAUAGAAUGGAUUUUUGUGCAGAAUUAUUUGCAAUUCCAUGGUUUUUGACGUGUUUUGCUCAUGUAUUACCAUUGCAUAAAUUAUUUCAUCUUUGGGAUACAUUACUUUUGACAGAUUCAAGUUUUACACUUUUUAUUGGAAUAGCAAUUCUUAUGCAAAUGAGACAACAACUUUUAGAUUCACAAUUUAAUGAUGCAAUUUUACUUUUUAGUGAUUUACCAGAUUUAUCAAUUGAUAAAAUUGUAGCAGAUUCAUUAUGUUAUUAUCAUUCAGUACCACCAAGUUGUGGACAUAGAAAACAUUCCUCAGAACAUCUUAGAGAAAAUGCAACACCAUUAACAAAUAUUUCAUUAAAUGAGUUAAAAACAUUUCAUUCACCAAGAAUUUCUCCAACAGAUUUAAUUAAUUUAAUUGAUCAUAAUAGAGUUCUUCUUUUAGAUAUUCGUUCAACAACAGAAUUUAAUAUAUUUUCAUUACCAAAUUCAAUUAAUUUUGCUAAAAAUUGUUAUGAUUUUAAUUCGUCAAAUUUUUAUACAUCAAUAAAAUCUCAAUUAUCAAUUGCAGCUAGUCGUAAGCAAGUGAUUUGCAUAAUAGAUUCAUUUUUAUCAGAUGAAUGUAAAAAAGUCUCAACACAAUUAAUUAAAUUUGGUUAUAAUUUUGUAUGUAUUCUUGAUGAUAGUGACAGUUUUUUGCAUGAAAUAUCAAUGAAAAAUUGUUAG
Molecule: messenger RNA, 2442 nt
Organism: Strongyloides ratti
Lineage: Eukaryota; Metazoa; Nematoda; Chromadorea; Rhabditida; Strongyloididae
Product: Rab-GTPase-TBC domain and Protein kinase domain and Rhodanese-like domain and Serine/threonine-/dual specificity protein kinase, catalytic domain and Protein kinase-like domain-containing protein
Exons: 4
Coding region: 1-2442 (813 amino acids)
Biological process (GO): protein phosphorylation; activation of GTPase activity
Molecular function (GO): protein kinase activity; GTPase activator activity; ATP binding
Source: RefSeq, a predicted model, not a curated record